CCAUCUACCUCCUCAUGAGGUACGGUAGAUCAAUGGGAAUCUGUAACUCGUACCUUACUAUAUGUAUGUAUCGUACACACCAUACGUACGAUACCAGUUACCAGUAAAGGGCUGAUCAGUAACGUACGUACGAGUACCUGUACUUGUACUAUCAGUACAGCUACUCGUACCGGUACGAUCGCAAAUCUUGUUUGGUACGGAUAUGUUGUCAUUUCACCAAUAGCCAAUCCGAGCAGAUCAUCAGCUUACCGGCACAAUCCGAAUCAGGAUGACGGAUACAAGAUCGUCAGGGCUCCAUCGGCAUCGGCUGCGACGCAAAGCCCCGCGUUCGGURGUGCUUGUCGACAAAGCGUUCGUUAUCGCCAUUGGUUUAGGAGCGAUCUUUUCCACGGAUUUGAAGCCGUGGGCCGUUGUUCCUUUUUCCAUAAAAUGCAAGUCGCGUUCGUCACCCUCCCGUUAUGCGUCCGCGUUUGUCGUCCGCAGUAGAAAUUCCAAGGGCAAUUCGAAAAGAAAUUCUGACAAUAGGUACUCCAAGAAGAUUCCAUGGCCGAUAUCUUUCGACGACACCCCGGUGGUCUCGCUCGCUGCGACGGAAUCUGACUGCCCCAGCAGCCACGGCCCRCCGCUCUUGUCGAAACGGCUGGAGGGACUAGAUGCACCCACCGUGUGGCACGAAUUYUCGCCGCUUUCUGCCGAACACCAAUCCAUCAAUCUGGGCCAGGGAUUUCCCGAUUGGGACCCACCGAAGUUUCUCAUCGAAGAAUUGAAGCGAUCCACAGAUCCGGAAUAUGAACGAGUUUCUCAUAGCAACGAUACCGCAAGCUUAACCGAAACGCUGCCAAUCCAAACAGCCAACCAAUAUGCACGGUCCUAUGCCCACCUUCCNGAUACUCUUCUUAUGAUCAGCCAGGAUGGUGUUGCGUAUGGUUUACGUGCAUAUCAGGUCCCUUCGGGUAGCCGAACUGCAAAAGGAACACCACUGCCAUCGGUUCUUCCCAUCAACAUUGGCGAAUUAGUCACGGCCGUGUUGCCAGUUACCGAGUUCACGGAAGAAGAAUACUUGGUAUUGGCCACGAAACAAGGCAUGAUAAAGAAGACACCGCUGGAUGCGUUCGAGAAAAUAUCCGCACGAGGGUUGAGAAUUGCGACAUUGGCAGAUGAUGAUAAAUUAAAGUGGUGCCACAUUUGUACCGACAAAGACGACAUUCUGAUCGGUUCAUCACGGGGUAUGGCAUCUCGUUUCGAAGCUUCGAAACUGCGCCCCACCGGACGUWCCAGCAAGGGCGUAAAGGCAAUGAAACUCCGCGACGGUGACACAAUUGCCGACAUGAAUAUAUUAGGAGGGGCGGGCGCUGGAGCAAAACACAAGAAAGAAGAAUUCGUUCUUUGUAUCACCGAACAAGGCUACGGAAAACGUGUAUCGACAGAUGCAUUUCGGUCUACCUCUCGAGGGGCUGUUGGUGUGAUUGCAAUCAAAUUCAAAAAGAAAUCUUCCGCGGAGAACGACUCAGACAAGGUGAGUUGUUUCAGUAUCGUGAACGAGAGUGAUGAGAUUUUAGCCAUCACGUCGAAGGGUGUCAUGGUUCGGCAAAAAGUGGCUCAGAUUCCAUGCCAGAGUCGUUCUGCCACUGGGGUCAUGGUCCAAAAGGUGAACGAUUCCGAUCGAAUUACGACCAUUAGCCUUGUGCCUACACGAACGAUUGAUUAAAGUAACUCUUUAGCCUUAGCCCUAUAAGUUU
This is a messenger RNA of Pseudo-nitzschia multistriata, 1739 nucleotides long. Lineage: Eukaryota; Bacillariophyta; Bacillariophyceae; Bacillariales; Bacillariaceae. The record is from the annotation of a GenBank genome assembly.